AUGUUGGUGGAUCGACAAGGUUCUAUUAAGAGGCAGAAAAUAGAAGGAUGCGCGUCUCGUCCACCGCCGUAUGACGAUGUCGAUGACGAUGAGGAGCACAAUGAAAGAAGCCAGCGUCGUAACAGCGACGGUAGGGCUCAAAGGUGUAGGAGCAAGCUCGGGCCUGUUGAAGGCUGCCCUUAUCUUGAUACCGUGAAUCGCCAGGUGCUGGAUUUUGAUUUUGAGAAGUUCUGUUCGGUCUCUCUGUCAAAUCUGAACGUUUAUGCCUGUUUGGUGUGUGGAAAGUACUACCAAGGAAGAGGGAAGGGAUCCCAUGCGUAUGCUCACAGCUUUGACGCAAGGCACCAUGUGUACAUCAACUUACACACUGAGAAAUUGUACUGUCUUCCUGACGGAUAUGAAAUUGUUGACCCAUCUCUAGAUGAUAUACGGCAAGUACUGAACCCGAGGUUUACCAAGGAACAAGUUGCACAGCUGGACAGAAACAGACGAUGGUCUAGGGCGCUUGAUGGAUCUGAUUAUCUUCCUGGAAUGGUGGGACUCAACAAUCUCCAUGGAACUGAUUUUGUAAAUGUUACGAUUCAGUCUCUAAUGAGGGUAACGCCAUUGAGGAAUUUCUUCCUCAUGCCUGACAAUUAUCAGCAUUGUGGUUCCACUCUUGUUCAACGUUUUGGGGAGCUAACACGGAAGAUAUGGCAUGCUGGAAACUUUAAGGGACAGGUCAGCCCUCAUGGGUUCUUACAAGCAGUUGCGGAAGCCAGCCAGAAAAGGUUUUGCGCAGGCCAGCAAUCUGACCCUCAGGAUUUCUUGGCGUGGCUCCUCAAUACACUUCAUGCAGAGCUUACAACUUCCUGCAGGAAUAACUGCGCAUUAUUGUCUUGGCUGCAGGGAGAAAUGGAGGUUAUCAAAGAGAUUCCGACGAAAACUAUCCCUCAAAAGGAAGACAAUGGCGUUGAGACAGAACAUGGUAUUAAUGUUCUCAAGCAUAAGUCCAGAAUGCCAUUCUUGAUGCUCGGACUGGGAUUGCCCCCGCCUCCUUUGUUUAAGGAUGCGAUGGAGAAAAACAUCAUUCCACAGGUUCCUUUGUUCAACAUACUGAAGAAAUUCGACGGGGAGACUGUCACUGAAGUAGUCCGGCCUCGCUUUGCCCGGACGAGAUAUCGGAUAACUAGAUUGCCACGGUAUCUAAUCCUUCACAUGCAACGCUUUGAGAAGAACAACUUCUUCAUUGAGAAGAACCCAACAAUAGUCAACUUCCCUGUGAAGAACUUGGAACUGAAGGACUACAUUCCUCUGCCAAUGCCUAAGGAGGACAAUAAAUCUGGCUCCAAGUACGAUUUGGUAGCUAACAUUGUUCACGAUGGCAAACCUGAAGAGGGCUUAUACCGAGCUUUUGUGCAGCGCAAGUCUCAAGAUAUAUGGUACGAGAUGCAGGAUCUACAUGUCUCCGAGACGCUUCCUCACAUGGUGGCCCUCUCCGGAGCAUAUCUACAGAUAUACGAGCAACAUCCAGUAUAG
Linum tenue is the source of this 1518-nucleotide messenger RNA. The record is from the annotation of a GenBank genome assembly. NCBI's taxonomy places the organism in Eukaryota, Viridiplantae, Streptophyta, Magnoliopsida, Malpighiales, Linaceae.